Messenger RNA from Paramecium pentaurelia, 423 nucleotides. The record is from the annotation of a GenBank genome assembly. NCBI's taxonomy places the organism in Eukaryota, Ciliophora, Oligohymenophorea, Peniculida, Parameciidae.
AUGAAUUAAUAGAUAAAUAGUAAAUAUUAAUUUGAAGACUUAAAAUGUAUAGUGAAAGAAGGUUGGAUGGAUAAAUAAUCAAGAUUUCUUAAAAAAUGGCAUAAGUAAUAUCAAUAAUUUAAUUUAUUAGACGCUGGAUUGUAUUAACUAAUUUUACUUUAUAUACUUUUAAAAAGUAAUAAUAAUACAAUAAUCCUACAGAAGUGAUUGAUCUUAAUCAAAUUGUAUCAAUUAAAUAAGCAGAUGAUCAUGAAUUAUAGAAAUUGAAUUCUAUUGUAAAAAUCAAAAAAAUUCUAGACCAUCCAAACUCAUGAUUCCAUUUUUUAUUUAAUUGUCCAAGAUGAAUAAUAAUAAUAAUAGUGGAUUAGCAUUAUAAGUAGUUAAUUGUUAAAAUUGAAGAAUUAAAUUAAAUUGUAAUAAUGA